CUAGGCCAACACGCAAAAAACGCUCCUGUCUUUCGAUUGGUCUUCCGCCGCCGCGUCUUCUUUGCUAGGGUUUUGUUUCGCCUCCCAAUCUUCUGAUCAAUGGCGGCCGUGGAAGGCGAGAAGAAGAUGAUCACGCUCAAGAGCUCGGACGGUCAGGAGUUCGAGGUUGAGGAGGCGGUUGCCAUGGAGUCGCAGACCAUCCGCCACAUGAUUGAGGAUGACUGCGCCGACAACGGCAUCCCGCUCCCCAACGUCGACUCAAAGAUCCUCUCCAAGAUCAUUGAGUAUUGCAAGAAGCACGUCCAGGCCAGCCCCAAACCGGCUGACUCCGGUGCCGCCGCUGACGCCAACUCCUCCACCUCUACUGCAGCCCCCGCCUCCGCCGAGGACCUCAAGAGCUUUGAUGCUGAGUUUGUCAAGGUCGACCAGGCCACCCUUUUCGACCUCAUCCUGGCUGCAAACUACCUCAACAUUAAGGGAUUGCUCGACCUUACUUGCCAGACUGUUGCUGACAUGAUCAAGGACAAGACUCCGGAGGAGAUCCGCAAGAUUUUUAACAUUAAAAAUGAUUUCACACCUGAGGAGGAGGCGGAGAUCCGCAGGGAGAACCAGUGGGCUUUUGAGUAGAAAGUAGUAACGUCGAGGCAAUGUUGCUCUUAAGUAAUGCUAGUAUUGAUCUUGUUUUCUUAGAUUUCAUAUGUCUACGUUUCAGCGCUGCUUUUUCUAUGUCGUCGUAAUCGUUGUAAUUAUUCCAAGUCUAAACAUCGUUUAUAUUCUUAUAAAAAAAGCCUAUGAUGGUAGUCAUUACUUGUGAAA
This is a messenger RNA of Triticum aestivum (bread wheat), 816 nucleotides long. Its product is annotated as SKP1-like protein 1. NCBI's taxonomy places the organism in Eukaryota, Viridiplantae, Streptophyta, Magnoliopsida, Poales, Poaceae. Gene Ontology annotation, biological process: ubiquitin-dependent protein catabolic process. Bases 100 to 627 code for a protein of 175 amino acids. The transcript has a single exon. The record is from RefSeq and is a predicted model, not a curated record.